This is a messenger RNA of Trichomycterus rosablanca, 860 nucleotides long. RefSeq names its product fatty acid binding protein 6, ileal (gastrotropin) (gene fabp6). Gene Ontology annotation, molecular function: fatty acid binding. Gene Ontology annotation, biological process: fatty acid transport. The record is from RefSeq and is a predicted model, not a curated record. Lineage: Eukaryota; Metazoa; Chordata; Actinopteri; Siluriformes; Trichomycteridae. The coding region runs from base 400 to 795 and encodes 131 amino acids. The transcript has 4 exons. Gene Ontology annotation, cellular component: cytosol; nucleus.
AAAGCCACUGGGUUGCAGGGUAAGAGUAGUCGUUUUUAAAAGGCCCCUUUUCCAGCCCAGCAGCUAAAACUAGAACAGAGAAGUUAUUGUUUAUAUUUUUAUGACACAUAGUAUUAUGGCUGUACAUUAAAGACUGAAUGAGGUCACUUUUAUACCCAUUUUGUCUGCAGGUGAGCAACCUCACGGUCAAACUCAUUUAACGACUUGCCGUUUUACCGUUCUACCAUUAUACCUGUUUAUGACCUGGUUGUGAUGGGGAUGUGCUCACUGUGUAAUAAAGAGGCUGAGUCAGCAGAACCAUGGUGUAUUUAAGCAGAACUCAUUCAUUCCCUUUCUUCAACACCAGGCCUUUAUCUGACACCUCAUCGUCUCUCUGAUCAACACCUUCCUCAUUUCACCAUGGCUUUCUCUGGCAAGUGGGAGACUGAAUCUCAGCAGGGAUACGACGAGUUCUGCAAACUUAUUGGUAUCCCUGAUGAAAUCAUUGAAAAAGGUCGGGACUACAAGAUGGUCACCGAGGUGGUCCAGAAUGGUAACGAGAUUUCAUGGACUCAGCACUACCCCGCCAACCACAGCGUCACCAACAAAUUCGUCCUUGGCAAGGAAUGCGAUAUGGAGACCAUCGGAAAGAAGAAGUUUAAGGCCACUGUCAAUCUGGAAGGGGACAAACUGACAACACAGUUCCCAAACUACUACCACACCGUUGAGAUCAGUGGAGGCAAACUGGUCGAGACCUCCUCAGCUACCUCAGCAAAAGGUCAAGUGGUCCUGAUCCGCACCAGCAAGAAAAUCUAAACACAUCACUUGUGUAAAAUUUUAGACUUGCAUCAAUAAACUGCUAAAUAAACAAUAAAAAUUUA